GAGUUAACGUGGAGUUGGGCGUCCGUUCGUCCUAGUGAAGGUGGGACGUGGAUCAGAAUCGCACGUCCUCAUCUGAUCCGUGGCCCUGGUGGGGACAGGCAGGAUCCAGAGUGUUCUUUGGCUACAAGCGGCGGUCAUAUGUGGGAACAGGGGUCUCCGGCGGAGAGAAAAGGAGCAGCGGCGGCGAUCCAGCAUGGAGUUUCUGAUGCAGCCAUUCAGCAGUGUCCUUGAAGAAGUAGGAGAGAGCUUGGUGCCGGCCCCUGUGCUGAGGGCGCCGACGGGAGGCGGUAUGCUGGUGGAGCAGGAUAUGGCGGUCAGAACCACUGUCCUUGAGGAACUAGGAGAUUGGUUGAUGCCGGACGCUGUGCUGCCUUGUUCGAGGGGAGAUGGUACGGUGGAAGAGCAGCAAGUGGCAGAGCAGCCAUGAGCGGUGGACAGCGCGGGUGCUCAGGUUUUUGCUGCCACUGAUGCCCUGGUGGGGAGGAGGGAUAGUUCGCCUCCGACGUCAGAGCUGUCAACUGCGAAGAUGAAUCUCCUGGUUGGAACUAGAGUUAAUAUGUGGAGGCUGUUUUUACAGGCUGAGAAUUGGGGCUGCCGCACCGAGCAGAACACCCUGCCCAAAUUAUGUCAGCGCAUUUGAGAAGGCUAGGAGUUAUGCCGACAAACCGGCUAAGAAUUUGAUCACACCAGUGAUUGGCACUACUUUUGACUCUUUGGGUGAGGCUUAUGACUUCUAUAAUUUGUAUUCAUGGGAGAAAGGCUUUGUCAUCCGAUAUGGGAAGAGCCGGCUGAAUCUCGAGAGGACACCUGGGUCUAUCUCGCGCACUACUGGAGGUACUGCGAUGGCUGUACCUUGAGAGGCACAUUGGUGAGUAUGAGCUGGCUUAUCUUAAGAAGCAGAUUGCAUACGAGGUGAUCUCAGUGAAGGGGAACAAGGCAGGGCAAAGGGAUGGAGGAACGAGCCAAGUAUGACGACGACAGGCUGAGCGCGCUCCCCGACGACGUCCUGCUCGCCGUCCUCCAGCUCCUCGACGCGGGCACCGCCGUCAGGGCCGGCGCCCUCGCGAGGCGAUGGAGGCACCUCCGCUGUCUGCUUACCGAUCUCACCAUCGACGUCGCCGACCUGGUACCACGUUCUCCGGACCCCUCCUCUCCUUGUCAGACGGUACACGAUAUGAUGACGGCCUACACCGCCGCCACGGCGUGGUUCCUCACCCCGAACAAGCAACGGAGCAUCAAGAGCCUGCGCCUCACCUUCUACCUCGUGGACCCUUACCUGCGCUCCAUCGGAGACGCCGUCGCCAAGAGCGGCGGGAGCGCGGCCGGGCCCCUGGAGUUCACCAUACUGGCGGACGUCGACGUCCUCACCGUCAACGACGCGGAGCGCGCCAUGCUUGCACGGCGCUUCAUGUCGUUCCUCGCCGCUUGCCCCGUCGCCUUCAGUGGGCUCACCAGACUCUCCCUGCAGAACCUCUGCUUCGGCGACUCCGAUAUCUCGGAUCUCCUCGGCACCUGCAGUCGACUAGAGCUGCUCUCCUUGAGCCAGUGUGGCUCUAGCUCCGCAGACAUGCUACUACGCAUAGACGCUCCGACAUCUUCGUUCCGGACCUUGGAAAUCCGCGAGCCUUUCUUCCAUGGAGUUGAGCUGACCAAUGUGCCGAAACUGGAGCGGCUUUUCUGCGACGAGGACGUCGUUAGCUUUCACGGGAGCUGCCCAGCAGUGCGGUUUGGACAUGUUCCUUGCCUUGAUGACGUAUACCUCUCAACGAUACAUCUGCGUUACUACUAUGAAAAUCCAAGAGAGCUCUUCCCCGCCUUCAGUAACCUCAGAGCUAUUUAUCUCAACAACUUGGGAACUCACAGACUGGUGGGGACUCUUUUCAUCCUACAAGCCGCACCUUUGCUGAACAAACUGUCUAUUAAGCUAUACCAGCCAUUUUUUAUUCCCCCGGAUCGCUAUGACUACAAUACCAACACGGAGGGGGAAACACCAAAAUUUGAGCAUCGCAACUUGAGCUUCCUGGAGUUGAAAGGCUAUGCUGGGCUUAGAGAAGACAUCAAGGUGGUGCGAUACAUCUGGCUCGUCACGGAGCGUGCCGCGUGCCUGAAGAAAAUCCACUUACUUGAACAAUAUCCGCUUCAAAAUUGCUAUGGUGCUAGAUGUGCAUGUCAUGUCGAUGAGCCACAUACGACUCUAUUAAGCGAGGCACUCUCUAGUAGAGCAGCUUCGUCUCCAGAGAUAACCGUAGAAUUAAUCAAUGUCCCAUGUUGAAUUAGUUCGUGCAACUGUGACAUUAGCCCCUAGCUUGUGCAGCUUCUUUGUUCAUGGUUGAUUCUGGUUGUAAUCCAUAAAUUGUUUCUAAGCAAACGGUUUUGAGUUGGGAUGUAGUUCAUCGUGAAACGAAA
Triticum urartu is the source of this 2406-nucleotide messenger RNA. The record is from RefSeq and is a predicted model, not a curated record. Lineage: Eukaryota; Viridiplantae; Streptophyta; Magnoliopsida; Poales; Poaceae.